Molecule: messenger RNA, 1310 nt
Organism: Camelina sativa (false flax)
Lineage: Eukaryota; Viridiplantae; Streptophyta; Magnoliopsida; Brassicales; Brassicaceae
Source: RefSeq, a predicted model, not a curated record
CAUAUCAGCGAAACACCAUGGAGCUUUUCUGCUCAACAACGUCUCUUUCCUCCUCCUUCGCUCUCUCUUCUGCUCUUUUCGUUCCUACUUCAUCUUUCCCCGUGCCAGGGAGCAGGAGACUCAUGGUUCUGUGUAGUUCCGAGAAAUCUCAGAAGAUGACAGUUUCAGUAACUGGAGCAACUGGAUUCAUAGGGAGACGACUGGUUCAGAGACUUCGUGCUGAUAAUCACUCUAUCCGUGUCUUAACACGUUCUAAAUCCAAAGCUGAGCAAAUAUUUCCUGCCAAGGAUUUCCCAGGUAUUGUGAUUGCAGAAGAACCGGAUUGGAAAAAAUGCGUACAAGGAUCCACUGCUGUUGUGAACUUGGCAGGACUGCCUAUUAGUACAAGGUGGUCUCCCGAGAUCAAGAAAGAGAUUAAGGACAGCCGGAUCCGUGUCACCUCUAAAGUUGUUGAGUUGAUGAAUAAUUCACCAGCAGAAGCCAGGCCUACCGUUCUAGUUAGCGCCACGGCUGUUGGUUACUAUGGUACUAGUGAGACCGGAGUAUUCGACGAAAAUAGUCCAUCAGGGAAGGAUUAUCUCUCAGAGGUUUGCAGAGAAUGGGAAGGAACUGCACUGAAAGCGAAUAAGGAUGUUAGAGUGGCACUUAUCCGCAUUGGUGUUGUUCUUGGCAAAGAUGGUGGAGCUUUGGCCAUGAUGAUACCCUUUUUCCAAAUGUUUGCUGGAGGACCUCUUGGUUCAGGACAACAAUGGUUCUCUUGGAUUCACGUUGAUGACUUGGUGAACUUAAUUUACGAGGCCCUCAGUAAUCCAUCCUACAAAGGUCAAGGGCUAAAGCAUAGUGCUAUUGGUGCUGGUUGUUGGCAGGAGUUAUUAAUGGGACUGCGCCGAAUCCGGUUAGACUUGGGGAAAUGUGCCAGCAGCUAGGCAGCGUUCUUAGCCGACCAUCGUGGCUACCAGUUCCUGACUUUGCACUCAAAGCUUUGCUCGGAGAAGGUGCCACUGUGGUUCUGGAGGGACAGAAGGUUUUACCUGCAAGAGCCAAAGAGCUUGGCUUUGAAUUCAAGUACAAAUACGUGAAAGAUGCACUCAAAGCCAUUAUGCAAUAAGGUGACACAUACAGCACCGUUGUAGCAUUGGAUUUGUCACAGAAAAACAAGAGAUUCUUUUCUUUUCGUCUCUAAUAUAUUCUUUUUCCGAGGGAUAUAUCAUGUAUGUAUGUAUCUAUCAGAUGUGUUGAGAGGAUAUUAUUACUGAGACAUAGGAUUUUUCUCAUAUACUGUUCUUAUUCAUAGGGUAAUUUAGCCAACU